Diachasma alloeum is the source of this 1575-nucleotide messenger RNA. Its product is annotated as skin secretory protein xP2-like. NCBI's taxonomy places the organism in Eukaryota, Metazoa, Arthropoda, Insecta, Hymenoptera, Braconidae. Gene Ontology annotation, molecular function: DNA binding. The coding region runs from base 1 to 1575 and encodes 524 amino acids. The record is from RefSeq and is a predicted model, not a curated record. The transcript has a single exon.
AUGCCUGAGGCACCCCAACCUGCAGAGCAGCAACGGCAGAGAGCUGUGGCAUCACGUAAUCGUCAACCACGACGUGAUGGGGCCGCAGCAGGGCCACCAGCUCCUGCAGCAAGUUCUCGAGGGCGCCGCCGUCGUCCACCACUGCAAGCUCCCAUCCAGCCGAAUGCCGAACAUGCUGAUGUCGCAGUUCCUGAAGUAGCACCAGCCCCUGUGACAAGAUCUCGCGGGCGUCCCCGUCGAGUACCACUGGAAGCUCCUAUCCAGCUGAAUGCGGAACUAGCUGAUGAGGCAGUUCCCGAAGCGGCAGCGGCAGAGAUACCGCAGGCCCCACAACUAGUUCCACCAGAACAGAUUGCACCUCAUCCACGAGUGGCAAUUGACGACGUACCGGUUCCUUUGAGGAGGCACCAAGAACAUCCACGCCGAGGUACACUGCAAGCUCCCAUCCAGCCGAAUGCCGAACAUGCUGAUGUUGCAAUUCCUGAAGUAGCACCAGCCCCUGUAACAAGAUCUCGCGGGCGUUCCCGUCGAGUACCACUGGAAGCUCCCAUCCAGCUGAAUGCGGAACUAGCUGAUAAGGCAGUUCCCGAAGCGGCAGCGGCAGAGAUACCGCAGGCCCCACAACUAGUUCCACCAGAACAGAUUGCACCUCAUCCACGAGUGGCAAUUGACGACGUACCGGUUCCUUUGAGGAGGCACCAAGAACAUCCACGCCGAGGUACACUGCAAGCUCCCAUCCAGCCGAAUGCCGAACAUGUUGAUGUCGCAGUUCCUGCAGUAGCACCAGCUCCUGCGACAAGAUCUCGCGGGCGUCCCCGUCGAGUACCACUGGAAGCUCCUAUCCAGCUGAAUGCGGAACUAGCUGAUGAGGCAGUUCCCGAAGCGGCAGCGGCAGAGAUACCGCAGGCCCCACAACUAGUUCCACCAGAACAGAUUGCACCUCAUCCACGAGUGGCAAUUGACGACGUACCGGUUCCUUUGAGGAGGCACCAAGAACAUCCACGCCGAGGUACACUGCAAGCUCCCAUCCAGCCGAAUGCCGAACAUGCUGAUGUCGCAGUUCCUGAAGUAGCACCAGCCCCUGUGACAAGAUCUCGCGGGCGUCCCCGUCGAGUACCACUGGAAGCUCCCAUCCAGCUGAAUGCGGAACUAGCUGAUAAGGCAGUUCCCGAAGCGGCAGCGGCAGAGAUACCGCAGGCCCCACAACUAGUUCCACCAGAACAGAUUGCACCUCAUCCACGAGUGGCAAUUGACGACGUACCGGUUCCUUUGAGGAGGCACCAAGAACAUCCACGCCGAGGUACACUGCAAGCUGCCAUCCAGCCGAAUGCUGAACAUGUUGAUGUCGCAGUUCCUGCAGUAGCACCAGCUCCUGCGACAAGAUCUCGCGGGCGUCCCCGUCGAGUACCACUGGAAGCUCCCAUCCAGCUGAAUGCCGAACUAGCUGAUGAGGCCGUUCCCGACAUGGCAGCGGCAGAGAUACUGCCGGCCCCACAGCUAGUUCCACCAGAACAGAUUGUACCUCAGCCUCCGGUGACAUCUGGUGAGGNGAGCUACUGUCGGCCCCACAGCUAG